This is a messenger RNA of Carica papaya (papaya), 2314 nucleotides long. It is a transcript of the gene SULTR2;1, whose product is annotated as slufate transporter 2;1. The record is from RefSeq and is a predicted model, not a curated record. Lineage: Eukaryota; Viridiplantae; Streptophyta; Magnoliopsida; Brassicales; Caricaceae. Gene Ontology annotation, cellular component: membrane. Gene Ontology annotation, molecular function: secondary active sulfate transmembrane transporter activity. Gene Ontology annotation, biological process: sulfate transmembrane transport.
AGAAAUUUUUUUAAAAAAAAAAAAAUCUCAACCACUCCCUUCUUCAAUAUGCGUAUAUAAAGUUUCUUUCAUGUUCCAUGCAUUUUAGUAUCAAUCCCGAUUGUCCACAACCUCUGUUGGUGCUCAUUUUCUCGAGAAACAAACAGGGAAAAGAUAGAGAGAUAGAGAGACAGAGAGAGAGGUUAUCUCUCUCCAAGUUCUCCCAAACACUUCAAAAAAAAAAAAAUCGAUCAGCCAUGGCUGCAGCAGCCUUGUCUAUCGAAACCGGCGUCACCGUCCAAGAAACGGUUGACCUCGAGAGAAACAGUAUCAGCCAUCGCCAUGAAAGGGCUGAAUGGGUACUCAAUGCUCCAAACCCACCAAGCCUCUGGCGGGAGCUCGCAGAUUCCUUGAAAGAAACUGUUUUGCCGCGAAAAACCAAACUGUUUCAAUCUCUCAAGCAGGAACCUGCACCAAAACGCGUCGUUUCAAUCUUGCAGGGAAUAUUUCCUAUUCUCUGCUGGUGCCAAAACUACAAAGCCACGAAAUUUAAGCGCGAUCUGAUGGCCGGUUUAACUCUCGCCAGCCUUUGCAUUCCUCAGAGUAUCGGUUAUGCAACUCUAGCGAAGCUUGACCCUCAAUACGGCCUCUACACAAGUGUUGUUCCGCCGUUGAUUUACGCAGUAAUGGGGACUUCGAGAGAGAUAGCCAUUGGACCUGUUGCCGUGGUUUCAUUGCUCUUGUCGUCGAUGUUACAGAAACUGGGAGAUCCUGAUGCUGAUCCGAUUUCUUACAGGAAGCUUGUACUUACUACAACCUUCUUUGCCGGCAUGUUUCAAGCUGCCUUUGGCCUGUUCCGGUUGGGUUUCCUGGUGGAUUUCCUUUCACACGCAGCGAUUGUUGGGUUCAUGGCGGGUGCCGCUAUUGUCAUUGGCCUUCAACAGCUCAAGGGUCUGCUGGGAAUUAGCAAGUUCACCAACAAUACGGAUGUUGUCUCUGUUGUGAAAGCAGUGUGGAAUUCACUUCAUCACCAAUGGAAUCCGUACACCUUUAUCCUGGGUUGUUCAUUUCUCUCUUUUAUCCUAUGUACAAGAUUCUUGGGAAGAAGGAACAAGAAACUAUUCUGGUUGCCAGCCAUUGCUCCUCUACUAUCAGUAAUCAUAUCAACCCUCAUCGUCUUCAUAACCAAAGCUGAUAACCAUGGAGUCAAGACAGUGAAACACAUAAAAGGAGGCCUGAACCCAUCGUCUGUUCAUCAGUUAGAAUUCAACACCCCACAUGUUGGAGAAGUUGCCAAAAUUGGGUUGAUCAUUGCUGUCGUCGCUCUUACAGAAGCAAUUGCGGUGGGUCGAUCAUUUGCGUCCAUAAAAGGAUACCACCUUGAUGGAAACAAAGAAAUGGUAGCCAUGGGAUUCAUGAAUCUUGUUGGAUCCUUCACUUCAUGCUAUGUGGCCACUGGAUCGUUCUCCAGAACGGCGGUAAAUUUCACGGCGGGGUGCGAGAGUGCAAUGUCAAAUAUAGUAAUGGCGAUUACAGUGUUGAUAACGUUGGAGUUUCUGACGAAGCUGUUGUAUUACACUCCAAUAUCGAUUCUUGCUUCCAUUAUCCUCUCUGCUCUACCAGGUCUGAUCGAUUAUAAUGAAGCUAUCAAGAUAUGGAAGAUUGACAAGCUUGAUUUCCUUGCUUGUGCCGGUGCUUUCUUCGGCGUUCUCUUUGCAUCCGUCGAGAUCGGCCUUCUCGCUGCGAUAACAAUAUCAUUUGCAAAGAUCAUCCUCAUCUCAAUUCGGCCUGGCACAGAAACCCUAGGCAGACUUCCUGGCACUGAUAUAUUCUGUGACAUUGAUCAGUAUCCUAUGGCUAUUGACACACCAGGAGUUCUAAUAAUCCGAGUCAAAUCUGCUUUGCUUUGCUUCGCCAAUGCUAAUUUCGGGAGAGAAAAGAUUGUGAGAUGGGCAAGUAGUGAAGGUUCUGAAGAAGAGAAGCAAGAAAAAGCCAAAAGGAAUAUUCAACGUGUAGUUCUUGAUAUGUCCAAUUUGAUGAACAUUGACACCUCUGGUAUUGCCUCUUUAGAGGAACUAAAUAAGGAACUUCUCUCAGGUGGAAUAGAGUUAGCAAUUGUUAACCCAAGAUGGCAAGUGAUCCACAAGCUGAGAGUAUCGAAGUUUGUGGAGAAGAUAGAAGGAAGAGUGUUCUUGACAGUGUUGGAGGCUGUCGAUUCCGCUGCUCCUGAAGCUAAAAUGCCCCCAAUUUGAUCAACAACUCCGAACAUGUAUAAUAUAUAUGUAUAAUAACUCAAAAUGAUUUUCUUUUUAAUCAAUUGUAUGUCUUUAUAGCA